AUGGUGAUAAUAGAACCUUUUCCGGUUAAAGUGGGACUAUAUCAGGGAUCUGCUCUAUGCCCUUUUAUUCUUACUGUCAUAAUGGAAGAGACUUCUAAAUCUAUUUGGGAGACGGUACCGUGGUGCAUGAUUUUCGCGGACGACAUUGUGCUGGUAGCAAAAACUAGAGAGGAGGUCAGUAACAAAUUGGAUGAGUGGAGGGAAGCUUUAGAAGGCAAAGGAUUGCGCAUUAGCCGUACGAAGACCGAGUAUUUGCGCUGUGACUUUAGCGGCACAUCACCGUGGUUUUACCUUUCAUAUGCCUCUAUGUUAUCUUUCACAUGUAAUCACGCCCCGUUACCUUCCUCGAUCCGAGGGACUCCAUUGGUCACGCUCGCCUUUAUGGGCAUGAGUUUCCGCCGUCUUUCCCUCCCUAGACCUUAG
Amaranthus tricolor (Joseph's coat) is the source of this 423-nucleotide messenger RNA. RefSeq lists its product as uncharacterized. The coding region runs from base 1 to 423 and encodes 140 amino acids. The transcript has 2 exons. The record is from RefSeq and is a predicted model, not a curated record. NCBI's taxonomy places the organism in Eukaryota, Viridiplantae, Streptophyta, Magnoliopsida, Caryophyllales, Amaranthaceae.